UACAUGCAAUGAGCAGACUGGGCAGCAGAGGAAGAAGGACGAGUAUAUAGUCAGAGAAUUGUAUACAAAGAUCAGGCAGAGCAGGGAGAUGGAAAUCAAUGGCCAAGUAGAUGCUCCAGUGUAUAAUAUGAAUGGACUUCAUGGUUGGGAGAAAACAAAGUUUCAGUUUGAAGACUUCACAUUGGACGCCACGAACGGGCACAACAGCUGCAGCCUGGGCACUGUGCUGUGUGUUAUCACAGGGGCCUCCCGGGGGUUUGGAAGGAGCCUGGCAUGGGAACUGUGCCCCAGAGUGAUGCCAGGUUCUGCCCUACUGCUGGUGGCCCGCACAGAGCAGGCGCUGCGUGUGUUGGCUGAAGAGCUGACACUUCAGUACCCGGAGAUCGGCAUGAAAUGGGUGGCAGCAGAUUUGGGCACAGCAGCCGGGGUGAAGAAGACGGUGCAAGCUGCACAGGAGCUGAACGGACGGGACGCGGCACAAAGGAUCCUCAUUAUCAAUAACGCAGCGUCUCUGGGUGAUAUUUCCAAAUCUUUUGUGAACUUUACGGACCCCCUUGAAGUGGAUAGAUAUUUCUCCUUCAACGUGUCAUCGGCGCUGUGUCUGACCUCCUCCCUGCUGAAGGUCUUCCAGGGACGUCCUGGGCUACAACGACUGGUGGUCAAUCUCACAUCUUUGGCAGCUCAGCAGCCAUUUAAGUCCUGUAUGCUGUACUGCGCCGGGAAGGCGGCUCGGGAGAUGAUGUUCAAGGUGCUGGCCGAGGAGGAGAAGGAUGUCCGUGUACUCAACUACUCACCAGGGCCCCUGGAUAGCGCCAUGCAGGAGGAGAUGCGGAGUCAUACAGCAGACCCCGAGGCCCGCCUUCAUUUUAUUAAUUUGCAGAAAAGCGGACAACUUGUUGACUGUCACGUCUCUGCGAAGAAAAUGCUGGACAUUCUCCAGGGAGACGCCUUCAUAUCUGGCAAGCCUGUUGAUUUUUUCGAUUAGUCCCAUUUGUGUGGCUUCUUGAACUGGUUGUAAAAAUCUGUGCCUCUAAUGUCUUUUGCUUAUAGGCUUUCUGUACAGAUCCCAGUGUGCACCCGGGGUAAGCAUGGGAGUUACAUGUGGGCCUGUUCCUGUGUUGGCAAGGUCUUGUAAGUGCAGAUUUCGCAAGCAGGAAAAAGCAUGUGAACUGUCUUACUUGCCAAAGGAUUUUGUAAUUCUGUCCAGCUAGACUUGUGUUUCAGGCACCCCUGUCAGACUGCGCAGCCACAUCCUGUACUCCCCUAGACCACCCUUUUUCCUUCACCGCAGCUAAGUAAUACCACUGGUCUGACACUCGACUUGUCUGGAAUGGGCCAUGAAGCAGUACACUGAUUAUCACUAUCUCUCCUACUCUCAGAAAGCUCCUAAUGUUAAAUAGACAUCACAUGUGCACUGCAGCAGAGCCUCAUUGGCUCAGAGUGCUGCCCCUCCCUUUUUUUUUCAAGAUAUGUUUAUUGUUUUUUUUUUAUAAACCUAUACAAUAAAGAACAAGUACAACAA
Rana temporaria (common frog) is the source of this 1522-nucleotide messenger RNA. RefSeq names its product sepiapterin reductase-like. The record is from RefSeq and is a predicted model, not a curated record. Gene Ontology annotation, molecular function: sepiapterin reductase (NADP+) activity. Gene Ontology annotation, biological process: tetrahydrobiopterin biosynthetic process. The transcript is spliced from 3 exons. The coding region runs from base 89 to 985 and encodes 298 amino acids. NCBI's taxonomy places the organism in Eukaryota, Metazoa, Chordata, Amphibia, Anura, Ranidae.